AUGCCCCUGUAUGCAAAGUUCUUGAAAGAACUUAUCAACAAGAAAAGGAGUUGGCAAGAGAAGGAAACUAUACUUCUCACGGAAGAAUGCAGUGCUGUGAUUCAAGGAGGUAUCCCACAAAAGCUCAAAGAUCUAGGGAGCUUUGUAGUUUCGUGUACCAAAGGCAAAUUGACCCUAAACAAAUCUCUCUGUGACCUUGGUGCUAGCAUCAAUUUGAUGUCGUUAUCAAUGAUGAAAAAGCUUGCCAUAGAAGAACUCAAACCCACCAGGAUGUCUUUGGUGAUGGCUGACAGAUCAAUCAAAACACCCAAUGGCAUUGUGGAAAACAUGUUAGUAAAGGUUGGGAAGUUUAUCUUCCCUACAGACUUUGUAAUUCUGGAUACAGAGGAGGAAGGAAACAAUUCAAUUAUCUCGAGGAGACCAUUCUUAGCCACAGCCAGAGCCAUUAUUGAUGUAGAGAACGGAGAGAUGAUUUUUAGGGUGCAUAAUGAACAAAUGGUCAAAAAUGUCUUCAAAUCAAUGCAACACUCCCCUGAACAAGAAAACUACAUGAAGGUGGAUAUGAUAGAAAGUCUGGUGGAGAAAAUGUUAGAAGCCACUUGUCCUGAGCAACAGGAAGAAGAAGUAGUAGAAAUUUCCAGUGAAGACAAGGAGAAAGAGAAGCCAAAAUAG
Arachis duranensis is the source of this 672-nucleotide messenger RNA. RefSeq lists its product as uncharacterized. The coding region runs from base 1 to 672 and encodes 223 amino acids. The transcript has a single exon. The record is from RefSeq and is a predicted model, not a curated record. NCBI's taxonomy places the organism in Eukaryota, Viridiplantae, Streptophyta, Magnoliopsida, Fabales, Fabaceae.